This is a messenger RNA of Pestalotiopsis fici W106-1, 3825 nucleotides long. RefSeq lists its product as uncharacterized. Gene Ontology annotation, cellular component: extracellular region. The transcript has a single exon. Bases 1 to 3825 code for a protein of 1274 amino acids. The record is from RefSeq and is a predicted model, not a curated record. Gene Ontology annotation, molecular function: protein binding. Lineage: Eukaryota; Fungi; Ascomycota; Sordariomycetes; Amphisphaeriales; Sporocadaceae. Gene Ontology annotation, biological process: proteolysis.
AUGCGCUUCCACACAGUCUUGGCGGCACUUGGUGCUUGCCUUUUCGAGCCUUCAUUCGCUCAACAGUAUGCCGGCGAUAGCAUUAACUCCUCGUUGCCCUCGGUACCGGGCUCAGAGAUUGCAUACUUUCGCAUCAAAGACCCUUCGGGCGCCAACAAUAAUCUGACACUUAUCAAUUACUAUUCUCAUGGAAAGUCGGGCAAGCGUCUGGUGGAGAGCAAUGUUCAGCGAGCAGUGGUCAUUGUCCAUGGCCUCAACAGAGACCCCGGCACUUACAUGUCCAACAUGCUGUCGGCACUGUCGCAAGUGACAACUGAUUCCAACAUUAAUACCGAUUCAGUGGCCAUCAUGGCACCGUACUUUCCGAACGGAGACGACAAGAAUUAUGGCUAUCCCUGGACAGACGGCCUCAAGUCCGGACGCGGAUCAACCACAAACGCACUCGUCUGGUCAGGAUCACAAUGGUCGGCAGGAGGCAACAACCAGUAUCCGUAUACCUCCAAGAACACGAGCUCAUAUGCGGUGCUGGAUCAGGUCAUUCAAUACUUUGACAACACCACUCUGUUCCCCAACAUGAAGCAGAUUGUCAUUGCCGGCCAUUCCAUGGGUGGACAGACUGUACAACGCUACGCCGCCAUUGGUGCUCAGCUGAACACCAAGUCGCCCGUAUCAUACUGGGUGGCCAAUCCCAACAGCUAUGUAUGGUUGAGCACCGAUCGGCCAUUCUCCACGGCAUCUUGCGCAGCGUACGAUGUCUAUCGAGAGGGCUUUACCAACUUUUCCACCUAUCCCAUGACUUAUGCUACAAGUCUUGUCGCUCAGGGGCGAUCUGCCAUUCUGGCAAACUUCAACAGCAAGGCCGUCAACUAUGCCCGCGGAACUAAAGAUCUCGGCGAUGAUUCUUCGGGCUGCGCUCCUGGCACUACUGGUUCUAAUCGUAACGAGCGAUUCUUCAACUUUAUCAAGGCUUUCCCACCGUCCUGCCCGAACCCGACCGGCGGUAACUGUGACACUGUCGACUUUAUCAACUCGGGUCACGAUGGCGGUGCCAUGAUGGCCUCAUCUGCCGGUCUUGCUCGUCUGUUCAUUGACAACUUUUACGGCAAUGGCAACAGAUCCUAUGACUUUGGUUACCCUCGCCAGCAGGAUGGUGAUGAUCCUUACCCCAACCCGAGUCUCAAUGGUACUUCAUCUAGCGUCAACAACAAUACCUAUGCUGGAAACAUGACUUACUGGGGUUGCUGGUCCGAUCAGACUCCAUUGACCCUGACCAACAUGACUUAUCAGAGCGACGCCAACACGAUUGAGCUUUGCACCUCGACUUGCGCAGCUGGUGGUAACACGAUUGCAGGACUCGAGUACGGAAGUCAGUGCUUUUGCGGUACAUCGCUUGGAUACCUGUCGCAACAAGUCAUUGAGAGCUCGUGCUCCACUGCCUGUCCCGGCAACUCUAGCGAAAUCUGCGGUGGCGGCAAUCGUCUGUCGCUCUAUUCCAACGGAAGUCCAGCUCAGCAGUCUGCCCCCGGCACCCCCGAGAGCAUUGGUGACUUUUACUACGUUUCUUGCUACACUGAGGCUACCAGCGGCCACGCUCUCUCUAGCAAGUCCACGUCGACUAGCUCCAUGACUCUCGAGUACUGCGCCAGCUACUGCAAGGGGUACCAGUACUUUGGCACCGAGUACGGCUCCGAGUGCUACUGUGGCAACAGCUUCGCCGCUGGAGCCAACCGAACCAGCGACAGCGAAUGUAGCAUGCUCUGCGCCAAUGAUACAAGCGAGUAUUGCGGAGCAGGCUAUCGCCUCACCGUCUACCAGAACACAACCUGGGUGGCCUCGAGCACCACGGCCGAUAUCUCUUGCCCGACGUCCAACAAUACGGUCGUGACGUCCAAUGGCAAGAACUUUACUAUUGAGUGUGGUGUUGAUCACUCGGGCGGUGAUCUCACCUCAACUACUGUCUCGUCCUUCCAGGGCUGCAUUGAUGCUUGCGCAUCGAACAGCCAGUGUGUCGACGUCAGCUUAUCGGGGACAUCCUGCUAUCUCAAGUCGACUCUCGGCGCCGCAGUAUCAAAUUCAGGUAUUUGGGGAGCAAAACUAUCGUCGGGUUCGUCAACCUCCACCAGCUCAUCGACAACCACGUCAAAGUCUUCCACUAGCUCAGCAGCAUCCACCGUCACCACGACAGGUACGUCGAGCCUGAGCUCGGUGGCGACCACGACAACUUCGUCGGCUGCGGCAACUAGCACGGCUCCCACCUGUCCGGGGUCCAACAGCACCGUAUACACGUCCAAUGGUCUUUCGUUCCUGAUUGAGUGCGGCAUAGACCAUGCUGGAGGUGAUCUGACUUCCCUCAGUGUCAGCUCAUUUGCUGCUUGCAUCGAUGCUUGUGCCCAGAACUCUCAGUGUGUUGAUGUCAGUCUGUCUGGAUCGGCCUGCUAUCUCAAGUCCACCCUUGGCGCUUCCGUAUCAAAUGGUGUAUGGGGCGCAAAGCUGAUUACUUCGUCCUCGACCACAAGCUCGGCGUCGGGAAGCUCGACCACGGCCACGACUACGGCUACGAGUUCGAGUGCGACCACGAGUCUGAGCUCAACAGUUAGCACCACGUCCUCUACCACCGUGACCAGCACAUCGACAACUACAUCGGCCACGGCAUCAACCACCAGUAUCGUCUGCCCAGCCUCCAACAGUACAACGUAUGUCACUGGAGGUCUGUCCUUUGUGAUUGAGUGCGGUAUCGACCAUGCCGGUGGCGACUUCAAGAGCGUUAGCACUAGCAACUUGCAGCAGUGUAUCGAUGCCUGCGCAGCUGAAAGUCAGUGCGUCGUUGUGUCCUUCCAGGGCUCGGCCUGUUACAUGAAGUCUAGCGUUCAGGCGCCCGUCUAUAAUGCUGUCCAGGGAGCUAGACUGGUCACUUCGACAUCGUCAUCCAGUUCCGUGUCUUCGUCCUCGUUGAGUUCCACGUCAACAUCCUCUUCAAGCUCGAUCACUUCAUCCACAUUGUCGACCGUUACGUCGAUCAGUUCUACUUCCUCGACAUCCAGCACAUCACCCACAUCAACCGCAACCACCUUGACGACCUUGAGCACCAUUAGCACCACGUCGACUACCACCUCGAGCUCAGUGAUCUCGUCUACCACCACUUCUUCCAGCGCAGCUGCUACUACCACGUCGGCUCUCUCUGCUGGUUUCUCUGCCUUGGGCUGCUACGUGGACUCGGGUAACCCCAGACUUCUCACCUAUCAGGCCACCUCUGGCAGCACCAACACGCCCCAGUCCUGCGCCACGGCCUGCCAGUCUGCGGGCUACAAGUACUCGGGCACAGAAUAUGCCUCGGAAUGUUGGUGCGGCAACACCAAGCCCGACAACUCAACCCUGGCGACAAGCAGCAGCGAGUGCAACAUGGCCUGCUCGGGCGACGCUACCCAGACGUGCGGCGCCGGCAACCGCCUGUCCGUCGUCGACGACACAACCUGGACGUCGUCCUUUGGCGUGCGCGCGAGCUACGGCACCUGGACCCUCAUGGACUGCUACGUCGACACGUCGAGCCGCAUCCUGCCCAACGGCGUCAGCCUGUCGGCCUCGGGCGGUUCCAGCAAUGCCACCAUUGCCCACUGCCUGGACGCCUGCGCCGCGAGCGGCUACCCGUACUGUGGCGAGGAGUACUACUCCGAGUGCUACGGCGGCCAGCUCUCCUCUUCGGCCGCGGUGGCGUCUGGUGCUGAUCCCUUGUCGGCCGGCUGUGACUAUCCUUGCAAUGGCAACAAGACGGAGGCUUGUGGUGGAAGUAAUAGAAUUUUGGUAUACAAGAACACUGCCUUGGUUUAG